AUGUUUGCAUAUCUUCUCUUCUUUAGAUCUACAUUAGUAGCUAGGACUUCAUACAAUACUAUUGUCCCAUAUAAAUGGGGCUUCCAAAAGGGUGGAAACUUAACUGCCCAUUUUACAGAAGUUGAAGCAAGAUCUAUUGUUUUAUCCCUUUGCGACCCUUCCGAAUAUAAAUCUCUCCAAUCAGGCUAUUAUAUAUCAUGCGAAUCGUUCGCUACACUAUGCCAAGUUAGUCAACUCGAAUCAGUACAAAAUAAAGAGGUCAAAUUUAACCUAACUGUUCCAAAAAGAAGUACAUAUUAUACUGUCAUUGGCUCAUGCAAUUCAUUAACAUCUGAGUAUCGAGCAGAACUUGUCUAUUCAAAUCCAAAUACGAAAUUAUCAACCGAAUUAAUUCCAUGCCUUUACACAAAACCAAUCAUGGUCGGACUCUUUGGCAUAGUCAUCAUCUUCUGGUACAUUAAUUGGUUCAUGAAUUUCAGUGGAUCUUCAAUUUUACAUAAAUUCUAUACAGUUGCUUUUACUUUAGCUCUUGUUAACAUUAUCAUUGAUACUCUUUAUUAUUACCACUAUAGCAAGAGCGAUAUUAAUAACGGAAUUACACAAACCUCAGUUGUUUUCUCCUUCUUAUUCUUGACCUUAGUUGUAAUCUGUUAUGCAUUUGUUGCUAAAGGAUAUGGCGUACUUCACGACAAUUAUUCUUAUCUCGACGUUUUCAAAGUUGCGAUUUUAUCUGCAGUUAUGAUUGGCGCAGUUUACGCUUACAGAUACGCAGGACCAUUCUGGCUUGCUCUCUUUUUAUUUGUUAUUUUCGGCAUCUCUCUUUACUUUUUCAUAAAAAUGAUUCUCACCGGAACGAACAACUCAUUACUUCACGUGUUCGCCCACAUGUACGUCAUCGCUGAGCGCGGCAUUAACCCAUUCACAACCCCGCUCAAGAGAAAACUCAGAAUUUACAAGACAGUUAAUUAUAUCAUUAUGGUUUACCUUUGUUUGUCAGUAUUCCUCAGUUUGUUCUUCCGUAUUAUUGGUAUUCCAGAGUGGAUUUUCCAGUUACUGAAUGACAUCUUAAAUCUUGCACUUGUUUGUGGAGCUGUGUACUUGUUCAAGCUCGAAAAGUCACAUUCCGGAUACCAGGCAAUCACAGAGACCCUCGAAGCUCAAGAAUUUACAAGAGAAGACAUCCGUAAUCUUGAUUUCGACGCUGCAUUCGCAAGAGCUACAGAGGAAUGGGAUGGACAAACCCUGUUACCUCCAAUGCCAAGAAUUGUUGAGACUCCAACAAUUCGCCAACAAGAUAAUGAAGAAGUUGACGUUCAACCUCGAACAGAAGAGCCAUACGACAUCGAAGUCCAAGCUCCUGAUGUAACUCCUUCUAUUAAUCCUUAUCUCGAUGAUGUAGAUCCAGCUGCAAGACCAUAA
Trichomonas vaginalis G3 is the source of this 1419-nucleotide messenger RNA. RefSeq names its product lung seven transmembrane receptor family. Gene Ontology annotation, biological process: transport. Gene Ontology annotation, cellular component: membrane; Golgi apparatus. Lineage: Eukaryota; Parabasalia; Trichomonadida; Trichomonadidae. The transcript has a single exon. The record is from RefSeq and is a predicted model, not a curated record. The coding region runs from base 1 to 1419 and encodes 472 amino acids.